Messenger RNA from Striga hermonthica, 717 nucleotides. NCBI's taxonomy places the organism in Eukaryota, Viridiplantae, Streptophyta, Magnoliopsida, Lamiales, Orobanchaceae. The record is from the annotation of a GenBank genome assembly.
AUGGGGCGCAAAAUAGCAGGAUCUGCCCCAGCAGCCAAAGCCUCGACUCAGCCUUCAUCAGCAGGGCCCAAGAAAGGCAUGUCUGCUGUGUUCCAGGAAAUUAGUUCUGGAAAGCCGGUUACUGCUGGUUUGAGGAAAGUCACUGAUGAUAUGAAGACCAAGAACCGUGCAGAGCGAUCUGGCGUAGUAACUGUGUCUGAGAAGGAAAGCCGUACUACUUCACCUGCUUUGUCUAAGAUGGGUCCACCGCAAUUGGAGCUUCAAAUGGGUCGUAAAUGGGUGGUUGAGAAUCAAAUUGGCCGAAACAAUUUAGUUAUUGAUGAUUGUGAUGCGAAACAGUCGGUCUAUAUCUAUGGAUGCAAAAAUUCAGUUCUCCGGAUUCAAGGUAUGUGUAGGCUUAUUUCGAGUCAAAUUCUCUUAAAGGGAGCUGUUGUUGUGGCAGCUUGCGAGAUUGUCAAUUCCAGUGGCGUGGAAGUGCAAUGUCAGGGCUCUGCUCCUACUACUUCGAUAGACAACACAUCAGGCUGCCAACUGUACUUGAGCAAAGAUGCCUUGAAGGCUUCUAUUACGACAGCAAAAUCGAGUGAAAUCAAUGUAUUGGUACCUGGUUCCGAACCGAAUGAUGAUUGGGUCGAGCAAGCUUUGCCACAACAAUAUGUCCAUGUAUACAAGGUUGGCCAAUUCGUGACAAGCCCGGUGUCUCACUCGGGCGCCUAG